UCACCACUUGGGUCACCACUUGGGUCACCACUUUGGUCACCACUUGUCUCACCACUAGGUGCACCAUGCCUCUGAACGAGGCUGACUGUGCAGUCACCUACAAGAUACUCGUCAUCGGCGACCAUGACGUCGGCAAGACGUCACUACUGACGUCACUAACAGGACGUGAGUUCUCUGAAACAAACCGACCGACCGUUGGUGUAGACUUUGUGAGGAAAAUUUUUGAAGUUGACGGGGCUCUAGUGCAGUUACAAAUUUGGGACACUUCCGGUUUGGAGAAGUUUCGGUCCAUCACAAAAUCCCAGUACAAGGAUGUACACGGUUUCUUCUUGGUGUAUGACGUCACUAGCUUGCUGUCGUUUGAAGCAUUGGCGUACUGGAUGAGUAGUUUGGACCCAUGUGACAGACACGGCAAGUAUGAGCCAACACCUGUUGUCCUGUGUGGCAACAAGACUGACCUGGUCAGUCAGAAGAAGGUCUCAACAUCACAAGCCCAACAGUUUGCCAACAAAGAAAUGGCGUUUGGGUUUUUUGAAACCAGCGCCAGAUCUGGUGAAAAUGUGUUCGCAGCUUUUCAGUAUUUGGCGUAUCACGUGACUGACAUUUGUGACCCUAAGCUGAUGAAGUCCUAUCACCCAUUCUUGAUCCGAAGAAAAUCAAAAUAUAUAAACAGUUUACAUAAGCCUCCAGCGUUACGAGAUUUCUACGUGAAGAAAAAAAAAUCCAAACAAAAACAAAAUAACAAUGUUUACAACCAGGAUGUGUCCUUGACCCUGAGUGAAGAACAAAGUACUGAUACACAACAAAGUCAGCACAUGAACUCGAUAAAUUGUCAACCAUUCAAGUUGGAUAACUCUGCCGAGCUUUCAGAAAUAGGGAACUCUUCAAGUGAAAGAACAAAGAAAUGUAAAUCUAGUUCUAGGUCCAGCAGUUGGUGUUGUUUUGGGAGGAGGAAAAAAGUCAAAUGAUGACAAGUGUAGGGUUCAUGGGGGUCUAGCAUGUUGUGGUGUAGGGUUCAUGGGGGUCUAGCAUGUUGUGGUGUAGGGUUCAUAGGGGUCUAGCAUGUGGUGGUGUAGGGUUCAUGGGGGUCUAGCAUGUGGUGAUGUAGGGUUCAUGGGGGUCUAGCAUGUGGUGAUGUAGGAUUCAUGGGGGUCUAGCAUGUGGUGAUGUAGGGUUCAUGGGGGUCUAGCAUGUGGUGAUGUAGGGUUCAUGGGGGGUCUAGCAUGUGGUGAUGUAGGGUUCAUGGGGGUCUAGCAUGAGGUUGUCAAUAUAUGGUGAGCCAAUAUGUGGUAGUCAAUGUGAAGUAUGUCAAAAAGCUGGGUAAAACAACUAAACUUCAGUACUGUGGUUACUUGAAUGGAGAAUUGAAGCUCUACAUCUGACAGUGCAUUCAAUGAGAACACUUUAAUUUGCCAACUGGUGUAUCUAGAAAGAUUAAGCUAUAGUUGUACUCUGACAUGCAAAUCAGAAAAAAAAUAGUUGUUUGUAAGUAAAUAAAC
Physella acuta is the source of this 1499-nucleotide messenger RNA. RefSeq lists its product as uncharacterized. NCBI's taxonomy places the organism in Eukaryota, Metazoa, Mollusca, Gastropoda, Physidae. The record is from RefSeq and is a predicted model, not a curated record. Gene Ontology annotation, molecular function: GTPase activity; GTP binding.